Malassezia sympodialis ATCC 42132 is the source of this 894-nucleotide messenger RNA. RefSeq lists its product as uncharacterized. Gene Ontology annotation, biological process: transcription elongation by RNA polymerase I; transcription elongation by RNA polymerase II; regulation of mRNA 3'-end processing. Gene Ontology annotation, cellular component: nucleus. NCBI's taxonomy places the organism in Eukaryota, Fungi, Basidiomycota, Malasseziomycetes, Malasseziales, Malasseziaceae. The record is from RefSeq and is a predicted model, not a curated record. The coding region runs from base 1 to 894 and encodes 297 amino acids. The transcript has a single exon. Gene Ontology annotation, molecular function: zinc ion binding; RNA polymerase II transcription regulatory region sequence-specific DNA binding.
AUGAUGGCGACGUCGAUAGAGAAGGUCAAGAGCCUCAAUAAGGAGCUAGCCAAGGCAUCGUCCGAGUCGCGCACAGACGAUGUCAUUGCAUUGCUCAACCAGCUAAAAGAGGCGGUGGAGCCUACGGAGGAGCUGAUUCGUGUACGUAUUUUAGUUGAUCUCACACAGGCCACCAAAGUCGGUGUCGCGGUAGGCAAGUUGCGGACCUAUACCGACGCGCGCGUUGCCGAACUCGCCAAAGACCUUGUCAAAACGUGGAAGUCGCACGUGGAGAAGCAGCGCCGCGACGCCACGUCCAAGGCCAAGAGCGCAAAAGAGGCACCCAAGGCUGAGGCGUCUGUUAGCAAGACGGACGCAGCAAGCGUUCCACCUACUGACAUCAAUUUUGAGAUCCUUCAAGACAAGGUCCGAAAUGCCUGCCUGAAGCUCCUGUACAACAGUCUCGAACUGCAGCCGUCGAUGGACCCCAAAACGAUCUUUGCCACUGCCCUCCGUAUCGAGAAGGCCGCAUACGAUAAGGUAGGGGCUAGUACGACAAACAAUGACUAUCGCGGGAAAGUGCGGAGCUUGAGCCUGAAUCUCAAGGACAAGAACAACCCUGAGCUCCGCGCCAGUGUGCUUAGUGGCGAAAUCGCCGCGCACCAACUCGUCGUCAUGCGCUCCGAGGAGCUGGCGUCUAACUCCCUCAAGGCACAGCAAGAGUCGAUCCGUCAGCAAAAUCUACACAAUGCGAAGGGCGCCGAGGCCCAGGAGGCUGAAACGGACGCCUUCCAAUGCGGCAAGUGCAAGGCCAAAAAGACACGCUACUACCAGAUGCAGACGCGCAGUGCCGACGAACCUAUGACGACGUUUGUAACCUGUGUCAACUGUAACAACAAGUGGAAGUUUUGCUAG